UCCCUAUCACUUAUGACGAGGGUCCGAUAUUCUACGUGCACCUCCAAGGCGCGUCAGCCCAGUUUUUUCGUGCCAACAGAUUAAUCGAUAUGAAAUUGGCUUGCGUGUCACGAUAUAUAAGGCACACCUAACCGUUGAGGCCAUCCCUCAGACCCCACUAUCAUCACCCCAUUUAUGGCACCUGACCCUUUUGACACUGCACCGAUCUCGCCCUCGAAGGAGCAUGUUGAGUGCAAAGAGCUCGAUGUCGACGCAGAAUUCGGUGGCAUAAAGGCACGAAACAAGCUAGAGCGCAAGUUGUUAUUGAAACUCGACCUGCACAUGUCAAUGCUGGUCCUCAUGUAUAUCCUCAAUUUUAUCGAUCGAAACAAUGUUAGUGCGGCACGCACACAGCUCACCACCGACCUCCAUCUCGAGGGUCCACAAUUUGCGACAUUAUUGUCUAUCUUCUUUGUCGGAUAUGUUAUGAUGCAGGUUCCCUCCAACAUGUUUCUCAAUUACAUCGGAAAGCCGUCGCUUUAUCUGCCUGCUUGUAUGGUAAUUUGGGGAGUCAUAUCGGCGCUGACUGGAAUUACUACAAAUUUCGUUGGAGCGCUCCUAACGCGAUUCUUUCUUGGCUUCAUGCAAGCAGCUUUUUUCCCCGGCGCCGUGUUCUUGAUUUCGAAGUGGUACAAAAGCACAGAGAUAGGUUUCAGAAUAGCCAUCCUCUUUUGCGGAAACAUGAUCAGUAACGCUUUCGGAGCUGUCAUUGCAUCAGGUAUUCUUGCUAACAUGGACGGUGGCAUCCGUGCACAAGCCGCGUGGAGGUGGCUUUUCUAUAUCGAAGGAAGUCUGACUGUCACCAUUGCGAUAAUGACUGUCUUUGUUUUGCCGGACUUUCCAAUGACAACAAAGUGGCUUACUGAUGACGAGCGCCGGCUUGCACUGAAGCGUAUGGAGGAGGAUGUCGGUGUCGGAGACCAGUUAGAAACUGAGAACGGUGGCUUCAGUUACGGCUUUUACCUCGCCAUCUCCGACUGGAAGGUGUGGUGGAUCGCAAUACUAUCGACUGCUCAGGUUGUAGCGUUGUCAUCCCUUGCCUAUUUCCCUACUCUUACUGCAACACUUGGCUACAACCCAACGACAUCGCUGCUCCUCGUUGCGCCUCCUUGGAUAUAUGCUGCCAUUUUCACAUUCGUGUGGGCCAGACACUCUGAUAAAACACAAGAAAGGUCCUUGCACAUGAGCAUUUCGAGCCUCAUUGGCAUAAUUGGGUCCCUUGUUUCGAUAUGUACCAUGAACACUGCAGCCCGAUACUUGGCUCUCUUCCUCAUGGCGCAGUCCCAUUCAUCACAUGUCUUGAUGACCACGUGGGAGAGUAACACAUUUGCGCGACCGCCGUCAAAGCGCGCAGUAUGUUUUUCGCUUAUCAAUGCACUUCAGCAACUAGGCAACAUCGCAGGGUCGUACGUCUGGUCAGUUAAUUGGGGCCCUACCUAUCGAUACUCUUAUACCAUUGUGAUUGCCGGUAACGUUACCGCGAUUAUGAUGACUUGGAUUCUCAGACAGCAUCUGAAGACAUUGAACAAGAAACUGGAGAAAGAAGAGCAGGAGCAAGGGAAAGAAGAAGGAUUCCGCUACGUUCUCUGAACGAUGGCUUGGUGACCUACGGGUUUAGUUUUACAAACAAUGACCACGUACUAGCAGCCAAUGUUUACCUUUAUUAGUGCCAUAGAUAUCUUGAAUUCAACAUGAACUUCAGGGACUUUCUCCGCC
Molecule: messenger RNA, 1755 nt
Organism: Suillus plorans
Lineage: Eukaryota; Fungi; Basidiomycota; Agaricomycetes; Boletales; Suillaceae
Product: MFS general substrate transporter
Exons: 10
Coding region: 175-1629 (484 amino acids)
Biological process (GO): transmembrane transport
Cellular component (GO): membrane
Molecular function (GO): transmembrane transporter activity
Source: RefSeq, a predicted model, not a curated record